CGGUCGGCAAGCAGCUCUCCGGAUCGUUUCGCUCGGAGCGGUCAAGUCGGCGUGAUGAGAGCGUCGUUGUCCCAUGCCCUGGCGCUCAGCGCUCUUGCGGUGUGUGCUCACGGGUCAGCCGCGCAGCAGCUCGUGCUCGGCGAUGCACCGAAGGUCGUACACUCCUCGCCAUGCUUGACUUUGGGCACUGAGUGGACAGCGCUGGGUCCCGUACCAGCAGGCAUGAGGGAGCAGGCCUUCGGCGCCAACCAGCUCACAGCUUUCGACGACGUGGUCGAUCUCAUGAACGAACUGCCGCCUCGCCUGCCAUCGGCAUACGGCUACCUCGAUGGCAUCAUUGCGCCGCGCCGGUUUGUCCCUCAAGAGCCGAGCACAUCCUCUUCGUCGUGCGCCUCUCAUACGCAGCGCUUGGUUCUCGCCUAUCCAGAGGUCGACUGGAAGGGAAUGCGAUCUACCGCCGGCUGGAGCGCGCUCCAAUGGCAGGCUCUUCUGUGGACCGAGCUCAAUGUCGCGGCGCCGGGCCCUGUCGCGCUCCACGUGAACGUAGACAAGGCGAUCGAGUUUGCCUUCGUUGCCGAAGGCGAUGCGACAGGCGAGCAGCUGCGAUGGUACACAGGCGACGUGUAUAGCUACAAUCAGGCAGCGCGUCCGAUGUCGUCGACGGAAAGCAUGUCCAGCUCUCACACGAAGCAGCCUCUGCCUCUGGCGCACCUGAUUGAGCUGAACCCUGGGCGAUAUCGCCUCGUGCUGCGCGCCGUGUACGAGAUACGGCUCUUCGGCGACCCCGACAGUCAGUCCUCCGACGGCACGCCGCAGCUGCAGCUGAAGAUCGACGUGCAACUGCGCAAAGAAGCCGCAGUACGGCUCACUGUCGACCCACCGCUCGGCCGUGCGCCGGACAUCGUCGGCGAAGAGCUGGCGGGCCAAGGAGUGGCAGUUGGCGUGCGAAACGGUGGCGUCAGCGCUGUGCAGAUCGAGAAGGCUGGUGUCCAUGGCGAGAUGUCCAGGUGCCUGUCCGCGUCCCUGAGCGACACCGUUAGCAUCGCGGCCGCGCAGACCCGCUCAGUCGUCGUGGACCUCCAUGAGACUAGACCACUCUCGACCUGCAUCGGCGAUCAUACGACGGAGACAGUCAUCCUGAGCCUUCGCGUUCUUGUCAAACUUCUCGACAGUGGCGAGGCGCGCGAAGAGCAGGUCGACAUACAGCUUCGGCGACUGCCGGCCCUCGACGUCAAGAAGGCGCAGCCGUUCGUCUUCACCUUCCGUGGCGCGGACGGAGCUCUGGACUAUGCGAGCGCUCUGCCACCUGCGCAGCGCAGCUCCACGCCGCAAUCGGUCGUGUUGGCUCUGCAUGGCGCCGGCGUCGAUGCGGCGGACAGCGCCUGGUCCGGCGCAAUCAGACAGCAGUCGCACAGCUGGGUGAUCUUCCCAAGUGGCCGCACGAGCUGGGGCUUCGACUGGCAGCUGGCCUCGCUCGCAUCUGCCUCAGCAGCCGUCAGGUCGAUGGCUGCGGCUCAGUGGGGCGUGGACAAGCACUUGAGAGCAGCUUACGCUCUCGAUCCAAGCAAGCUGUAUGUAGUCGGCCACUCGAACGGCGGACAAGGUGCUCUAUACAGGCUGUCGCGCUUCCCGGACGAGGUCAUUGGCGGCACGAUCGCUGCUGGCUACAUCAAGAUGCGAGACUAUGUGUCGUUCGAGUGGAGCGCUAGCCGGCAGAGUGCAGAUCCAGCGCUCGCAGGGAUCCUCGCCUCUUCACUGAGCAUGUUCGAGAACGACCUGCACGCGAGCAACCUUGCUGGCGUGCCGCUGCUCAUCAAGUACGGCAGCGCCGACGACAACGUGCCGCCGUGGCACUCGCGAAGCCUUGCUGCUCUCGUCGACAGCUGGAACGCCGCGAGCAGGCUUGUUCUAGGCGAGCAUGUGCAGGUCUCUGAAGCGCCUGGAAAGGGCCACUGGUGGCCCGAGGUGCUGCGCGAGGCCGACGUCCAAGCGCAUAUCGAGACCCAUCUGCGUCGCGCCUCCUUGUCCCCGCUCGACUCCUUCACGCUCAGCACGACGAACCCGCACGAAGCUGGGGCGAAGCAGGGCGUGCGAAUACUCGCGCUUGACACACCAGGGCGGCUCGGCCGGCUCGAGGUGACCUUCUCCAACACGACGAUGAGCAUCACGAGCAGCGGCGUCCAGUCGUUCAGCCUGACGUCAGAUGGCGCCAAGGCCUGGCACACGUCGUCUGCGACUGCACUGAGAAUAGACGGACAAGCGCUUGAGCUGAGCUCCAGCGAAGCGUUUGCGGGCACAGCGCGAAACUUCGAGUGUCGCGACUCCACAUGGCAUGCGGUGUCGACAUCAAGCCUCGGCCGGCCACAAGGUCCGCUAUUGCGCAUCUGGCUCUCUGCAGCACCGCUGCAGCUCGUCUUGCCGACGCGGACAUCGCGCGAGAGGAGAGAAGCAUUCCAUAGCGCUGCGCUGCGCCUCGCCCACGCUGCGCUGCUGUUUGUUCAGCUCGACUCGCGCAUCGUGGACGACGUCGACGCAAUCCGGCCUGAGGGCCUGACACGCGGGAGUCUCAUCGUUCUCGGCGGCGCAGACGAGAACCUGCUGGCCGAGAAGAUGCUGCGAGAGCGUCCGGCGCCGUUCUCGUUCCUGCCUGCUUCGCAACUGCGCCUGCACUCGCGCGUGUUCAGCGGAGCUUGGAGUGAGUGGUCCAGAGCACUCGAGGCUCCAUCGCUGAAGAGGGACUGCACAGCUCUGCUGUCGCUCCUGCCGCAUCCCACCGAUCCAGACGAAGGACUUGCGCUCGUCGUAGCGGCUUCAGCACACGCCGGCGGUCUCGAGCGCGGCGUACGCGCACUACAGCAAACCCUCCGCACCGGCGCACAGCUGCCCGAGUGGGUCUUGUUCGGCGGUGCGGAGCGAGACUGGAUGGGCGCCGGCGGGCUGCUCGGAGCCGGCUGGUACGAUGCAGACUGGCGCUGGUCACAUGCCAUGUCCUGGCUGUCGUAGCCUGCCUCCAGCUGCCCCACACGCGUGUACUGUGAAUCAAAUACCCAUUGCGC
This is a messenger RNA of Tilletiopsis washingtonensis, 3056 nucleotides long. RefSeq lists its product as hypothetical. Gene Ontology annotation, molecular function: serine-type peptidase activity. The coding region runs from base 55 to 3003 and encodes 982 amino acids. Gene Ontology annotation, biological process: proteolysis. The record is from RefSeq and is a predicted model, not a curated record. Lineage: Eukaryota; Fungi; Basidiomycota; Exobasidiomycetes; Entylomatales. The transcript has 13 exons.